Molecule: messenger RNA, 1761 nt
Organism: Rodentolepis nana
Lineage: Eukaryota; Metazoa; Platyhelminthes; Cestoda; Cyclophyllidea; Hymenolepididae
Source: the annotation of a GenBank genome assembly
AUGGGAAUUGAGAUUGAAUCAAAUAAUGCAGAAUCUGGAGAAACUUCCGUCCAUUUAUGGUCAACCAUUUUAAAGGAAGUUGCAAACGCUCGUAUUGGAAGAAUACCCCAUGGUAAAGGUAUUAUUGUCCUUGGGGACAACGGAGCCGGGAAAAGUACACUAAUUAGCCGUUUAAGUCACAAAACUGUUCCUCCCAAAACACCUGGCCUUGAAUAUCACUAUAUUGAUAUUCGGGAUGAAGCGACAGACGGUACUUCAGCCUUGCUUUCUGACGUUAUUUUAGAUCAAACUAAGUUGAAUGCAUGGGUUCUGGAUGGUGAUCCGCUUUUUGUUCCAUUCUUGAAGUUUACUCUGGAUAGUAAGAACUUCACUGACCGGGUGGUCGUUAUCGUUGCUGACAUGGAUCGACCAUGGAAUAUAAUGGAAGUCUUAGAGAAAUGGUCAAAGGUACUUGAGGAUUACAUUCAGAGCAUCGACAUUGAUGUAGAGGACAUGAGGGAAUAUCAAGAUAAUUUGAUACGUCAAUUUCAACAUUACGUUGAGACGGAUGCACUGCAUCUACACUCAGCAGCAACUAAUGGUAGUCCAAUGACUCCCGUAAGGGGUUCUUCAAAGUCGUCAGGUGCCAUGGCUACUUCAACUCCCACUCAAUCAGGUGCGUCUUCUUCUGGUUUGCAUCCUGCCACUGCAGCUCUUCUCGGUUUGGGUGGGCCAAAACAGCAAGAGGAUAGCGUUUCUGAUGAUGCUAUUGACGGUGAUAAGAAUGCAGCUGUGAACAGCGUGGCGUUGAAUGGAAAGAUAUCUAAGCAAAUUAGAAAUCCAUCGGAUGUACUGAAAGAACUGCCGAUCACUCCUGGUGCUCUUACAAACAAUCUCGGUAUCCCAAUGAUAGUUGUGGUUAAUAAGACUGAUGUUAUGGACGACUUGGAGAAAACCAGAGGAAUGACGGAAGAACAAUUCGAUAUUAUCCAAAUGCAUAUACGUCGGUUCUGCCUUUCAUAUGGUGCCUCUUUGAUCUAUGUCUCCGCAAAGAAUGGAAAAAAUUGCGGUCUACUGAAUAAUUAUAUACAGCAUCGUGUUUAUGGUUUCCCAUUCACGCAAAGCGCUUACGUAAUUGACAAGGACAGUGUUUUCAUUCCUACUGGUUGGGACAGUUUGAAAAAGAUCAGCCUACUUGAACAGAACCUAACCCGAUACAAACCUGGAGAUGACUACUCUACGGUUGUUCCAAAACCCACUGGACAAACAAGUGUCUUAAAUGAUGAACCUCAUGUUACCUCUAUGGACGAUCAGGCAAGCCUUUAUCAUUUUCAUCUCUAUACUGUUCUGCAACGCGAUGCUGUGACAAGUGGUGCGGGUGAUACAGGAAAUGAUUCUUCAAUUCACGACCAGUCAUCAAUUCUCGAUGGUUCUGGCACGCCCACAAGUCGACCUUCAUCUGGUUCAGCUACCCGUGGGCGUACUUCGGGAGCAGGUGUUGCCGGUGCGCUUUCAGGCAGUUCGUCGGAGAAAGUACUUGCCAGUUUCUUCAACAAUCUCCUCAGCAAAGGUCCAUCAGCUCGUCAAGCGCCUUCAAUGCCACCCUCCUCCUUGGCCGGACAAGCAGCACCUUCUGAAGUAGCCAACGGUCAAAGUGAGGUCUCAAAUAUGACCGCCAAGGAGAUGCAAUCCGAGCUAGAACGCCUUGCACGAACAUCCAAGGAGGCUUUGGACAAGUCCCAAGGAAAUUCGGAGAAAUCUCCAGCCACUGGAAAGUCAUAA